ACUACAUCCAUAUUUGAAUUACUUAAUAGAAUGCAUAUUUUGAUUUAUACUCAUAAAGUGACAGGUUAUAAAAUAAAUCUUAUAAGAAAUUAUUGAAUCUUUUAAAAAAUAAAUAUUGACAUUUGAAUUUCUUCAUAACAUAACUGAGUUUUAUCUUCUUCUUUUUCCGUAUUUGACUACACUGUCAAAUUAAGAAUAAGAAGAACAUGAUAAUUUUCCGCCAUCUUUGUGUUUAGAGUGCUCAAUUUUUAUUUCAUUAAUGAAAGCUUUGCCGUAUUAUACUAAAAUGAAAUAGUGAUAGAUUGGAAUGUAUUGGUGUAUUCUUUAGUUUUUCCGAACAAAAUAUGGCGGUAGGAACAUCAAAAGUUAUACAAGUGACAAACAUAGCUCCCCAAGCCACCAAGGAUCAAAUGCAAAUACUGUUUGGUUAUUUGGGAAAAAUAGAAGAUAUUCGAUUAUAUCCUACAAUAAGAGAUGUUUCUUGUCCAGUUCAAUCUCGAAUUUGUUACAUCAAGUUCGUAGAUAGUAGUACAGUUGGAAUAGCUCAGCAUAUGACUAAUACUGUCUUCAUUGAUAGAGCUCUUAUAGUGAUUCCAAUUUCAAGCGGAGAUAUUCCUGAUGAGUAUUAUGCUCUGGAAAUGACAAAGAAUGCUACUAUAGUACCAGGUCUAACUCCAGCUGAUCCUCAAUUACCUGCACAUGUUGUAAACAGUACUCAUAAAUCUGGAGAUGAACAAGUCAUAAUAACAGUCGAUCCUAAUUUACAGGCAUUUGGAUUACCACCUUAUCCACCUUUACCUGCUACUUAUGAUACAGUGAAGAUAGAAGAAACACGAAGAACAGUUCUUAUGUUGAAUUAUAAUUCUUCCAUGAGUCAUGAUGAUAUUAUCAAUUUCUUUAGUCGUGCAGGUGAGGUGAAGUACUUAAGAUUAUGUAAAAGUGAAAAUGAAUCUGAUGAUAGUACCAAAGUGCUUGUUGAGUUUUCUGAUCAACCUAGUGUAAUUAAUGCUCUCAAACUUAAUGGAACAGAAUUAAAAGGUCAAGUAAUUAAAGUUGAACAUGCCACUCAACCAAUAAUAAAACCACAAGCAAAGAGUAAUGAAGCAGCCCAGAAAGAAAUUGAAGAAGCUAUGAGUAGAUUUAAAGAAGCACAGAAUAUGAUUAAUGCCUCAAUUGAACCAGUAAUUGGUAUGUUAACUAAAGAUAAAAGAAGCUCAAGAAGAUCUAGAUCCAGAUCAAGGAGUAGAAGAAAGAGGACUAGGUCCAGAUCUAGAAGGUCAAGGUCUAGAAGACGUAGAUCAUCUUCAAGAUCUAAAAGAUCGAGAUCAAGGGAUCAUAGAAAAAGAUCUCGAUCUAGGAGAAGACGUACAAGGUCUAGAUCUAGGAGAUCAAGAUCACGUAGUGUGAGAUCUAAAAGAUCCCGAUCUAGAUCAAGACGAAGAUCUCGUCACAGAUCUAAAGAAAGGGCGAAAUCAAGAGAUAGAGGUAGGGAUAGAUCUAGAGAUCGCAAAAGAAGCAGGGAUAGAGAGAGGGAUAAGGAAAAGGAUAGGGAAAGAGAUAAAAAGUCAAGAGAAAGAGAGUCUAUUGAGAAAGAAAAAACACCAAAAGAACUGAAGGAAAAGAAAAAUGAUACAGAAAGUAGUGUUGAAGAUAAGAGAAAGUCUAGAUCAAGGAGUAGAAGUAAAAGGAGGUCUAGGUCUAGAGAUCGUAGAACUAGAGAUCGUAAAAGGUCAAGAUCUAGAGGAAGCAGAAGACGAUCACCUUCUCCAAGAGGUAGUAGAAGAAGAAGCAGAACCAGAAGUCGAGAUAGGGAAAGAAAGCGUGACAAAAAAACUGAUAAAAGGGAUAGGGAAAGAAGGGACAGGGAUAGAAGAUCAAGAUCUAGGGACAAAGAGAGAAAAUCUAGAUCAAGAUCCCAAUCUAGUAGGUCAACUGGGUCCCAUUCAAAAGUACCAAGGAAUUAUGAUGAAGAGGAAAAAGGCUUUGAUACAGAUAAAGAAAAGCCAAAGGACAAGGAAAUUGAUCAAUCUACUGAAAAAGGGUCUCCGGAGAAGUCUGAUAAUAUGGAUAUUUCAAAUUCGCCUUAACCAUUCAAUUGCGAAUGAUUGGUCAUCAUCUGAAUAUCUUUAUUUAAGGUUAUCAGCCACUUGGCGAUUAUCAUUAAUUUAUUAUUAAAAUUUUUCAGGAAAAAUGGGUUUUGCCCUAUGAUAACGCUAGCAGACUACAUGAUACAAAAAAAAGCAUCUUAUUAACCCAACUCCAAAUUGUAUGGAUGCUAAAAAUGCACCUACAUAACGUUCUUUAUCUUCUGUUGGUACUAACAGAUGAUCAGUCCUAUCAAUAAAUUUUGACCAGUUUUAACCAUUUUUAGAUACCUUUAUACUUCAUAUUUUCUGAACUUUACUUGACAUAAUGGCAUUGUAUUUCUACAUUAUCUACUCAAUAUCCACUAGCCACCACUUUUUCCUGAUAUUUUCUGGAUCUUUACAGAAUGCUUCUAAUCUAUAGUGUGUACAGUUUUGGUUUAUAUGAAAUUAUGUCGGAUUUUUUCUUCAUUCAAAAUUUCUCCUUCUGAGAUAUCACUACUAAAUGGUGCUAAGUUUUUUUUAUCAAUUUAAAUGAAUAUGUUUCUAAAUCGUAUUGAUUUUAGGUCUCUUAUGUUAUAAAAUUAGUUUUAUUUUAUAAUUUCUGAAAGACAGAUAAAAAUUUGACAGUAGCACACUUAUUUCACCUAUGAAAUUUUUUGGAUCUGCUCGAUUCACAAGGAUUUUAUUCUUUAGAUUCUCUAUUUAAGUUUCAAUUAUUGAAUUCUUAAACAAUAUAACUUUGGGAAACAUCAUGGAAUCUAUCUACGUCGUUUUCUUAAUUUUUUUUACUUAGUCCAUUACGUUUUCCUGCUGAAUCUGUUUGUUCUCUGAAUCAGCAAUGCAAUAUAUUUUCAGAUUUCCCGUCAUUAUCAUGGUAAUUUGCUGGUCUCAUUUUGGUUCCAGCUAGAAGUUGUGGUUUGCUGAGAAUGUCGAAUAAACCAGAAAGAUCUUCGUUCUCAGAGUCCUCAUCUGUGAGGAUAUUCGAUUGGGUGGAUUAAAGAAACUUUAGUCAAAAAUAAAGGAAUCUCCCAUAGGUACAACAAAUUUAACGGUAUUUUCAUUUUUGUGUAACAUGAACUGCUAGCGUUACCAAUUGGUAACACUAGCAAAUGUCUCAUGAUUUUAGGAGUGCAAAUUGUAAGCUGUAAUCAGACACUAGCUGUAUCAUUAGAAGCAUUAUUGAUUAUGAAUGAAAAUCGUUCCUAUCUCUCAAAUCAUAAUUGAAAUUAUUCAAAUCAGACUUACUCCUAUCUGAAAUCUAUUAUCCAAGACAUUUUACAUGAAAAAAUGACAAACUUGAAACACUCAUUGAGGUUAAUUAGAAGAUGUGUUAUAAUAUACUAGCUGGUGCAUUUGGGACGAAUUGAACGUUUCCGUAUGGUCUUUUACUGUUGAUGGGUUAAUAUGUACCAUGUAAAUUUUAUUUUUUAACUUUAUUAAAUAUAUACAAUGCACAGUGAA
Messenger RNA from Diorhabda sublineata, 3548 nucleotides. It is a transcript of the gene Srp54, whose product is annotated as probable splicing factor, arginine/serine-rich 7. The transcript is spliced from 3 exons. NCBI's taxonomy places the organism in Eukaryota, Metazoa, Arthropoda, Insecta, Coleoptera, Chrysomelidae. Gene Ontology annotation, molecular function: RNA binding. Gene Ontology annotation, cellular component: nucleoplasm. Bases 345 to 2087 code for a protein of 580 amino acids. The record is from RefSeq and is a predicted model, not a curated record.